AUGAUAGAGGAUACAAUGACUUUGCUGUCUCUGCUGGGUCGCAUCAUGCGCUACUUCUUGCUGAGACCCGAGACACUCUUCCUGCUGUGCAUCAGCCUGGCGCUGUGGAGUUACUUCUUCCACACUGACGAGGUGAAGACCAUCGUCAAGUCCAGCCGGGACGCUGUGAAGAUAGUGAAGGGCAAGGUGGCGGAGAUCAUGCAGAAUGAUCGGCUUGGAGGGCUUGACGUGCUCGAGGCCGAGUUUUCAAAGACCUGGGAGUUCAAGAGCCACAACGUGGCUGUGUACUCCAUCCAGGGCCGGAGAGACCACAUGGAGGACCGUUUCGAAGUUCUUACGGACCUGGCCAACAAGACGCACCCAUCCAUCUUCGGAAUCUUCGACGGGCACGGUGGCGAGACUGCUGCUGAAUAUGUAAAAUCUAGACUCCCAGAGGCUCUGAAACAGCAUCUUCAGGACUAUGAGAAAGACAAAGAAAAUAGCGUAUUAUCUUACCAAAUCAUCCUGGAACAGCAGAUUCUAUCAAUUGACCGAGAAAUGCUGGAAAAAUUGACUGUGUCCUAUGACGAAGCAGGCACAACGUGUUUGAUUGCUCUGCUAUCAGAUAAAGAUCUCACAGUGGCCAAUGUGGGAGACUCACGUGGGGUAUUGUGUGAUAAGGAUGGGAAUGCUAUCCCUUUGUCUCAUGAUCACAAGCCUUACCAGCUGAAGGAAAGGAAGAGAAUAAAGAGAGCUGGUGGUUUCAUCAGUUUUAAUGGUUCCUGGAGGGUCCAGGGCAUCCUGGCCAUGUCUCGGUCCCUGGGAGAUUAUCCACUGAAAAAUCUCAAUGUAGUCAUCCCAGACCCAGAUAUCCUGACGUUUGACUUGGACAAGCUCCAGCCUGAGUUCAUGAUCUUGGCAUCAGAUGGCCUCUGGGAUGCCUUCAGCAAUGAAGAAGCUGUGCGAUUCAUCAAGGAGCGCUUGGAUGAACCUCACUUUGGGGCCAAGAGCAUAGUUUUACAGUCAUUUUACAGAGGCUGCCCUGACAAUAUAACAGUCAUGGUGGUGAAGUUCAGGAAUAGCAGCAAAACAGAAGAGCAAUAA
Elephantulus edwardii (Cape elephant shrew) is the source of this 1083-nucleotide messenger RNA. RefSeq names its product protein phosphatase, Mg2+/Mn2+ dependent, 1L (gene PPM1L). Gene Ontology annotation, molecular function: cation binding; protein serine/threonine phosphatase activity. The transcript has 4 exons. The coding region runs from base 1 to 1083 and encodes 360 amino acids. The record is from RefSeq and is a predicted model, not a curated record. NCBI's taxonomy places the organism in Eukaryota, Metazoa, Chordata, Mammalia, Macroscelidea, Macroscelididae. Gene Ontology annotation, biological process: protein dephosphorylation.